AUCUCCACAGGAGAUCUUAAAAACGGUCUGAGAACGCGUCUCCAGAAUAUCCUUUGAAGAUCUUGUGCUGUCUGGGACGGUACAACCGGUUCAGUAAUGGUUGCGUUCGUCUUGUUUGCUUUCACGUUAAAACUGUCAUCAUUCAAUCAUCUUUGUGCGCACAAUAAGGUGGCGUCAGGUAAACCGCCCACGCGUUUUAGCAGCUAAAACAAUAUGAGUUACAAGAGAGAGAGAGAGAGAGAGAGAGAGAGAGAUACAGUGUUAACAUUUAUAUCUUCUCAAUUAAAGAAAGAGAAUUUUAUUGUUUAUUGUUAUAAGAUGGUGUGCGUUUGUCAGGGAUGGAUAUAUCAAUGUCAAAUAUCGAAAAGCAGCAAGAUUUGUACGCUUUGAGAGUAGACGAAGGGGACACGUUACAACAUUCCACGGUACACUCUGUGCUUGAGACACAAUUUAAGUGAUCUACACGCGGGGCCGCUCGUCCUUGUCAGUGCGAUUGGAGCCGCUGUCGCAAGUUCGUCGGUGCUGACGAGUGUAUUAAUUGUACCGGGAGUAUAAUUACGGUCUAUUAUUGUCGUGUGCCUUAAUUAACAAGGAAGUAAUUCAGUUUCUUCAAUGGAGCCAUUAGCGAGAGUAGCAUUGCUAAAUAUCAAAGGACAGGCGAAGCUAUUGCGCCCUCAAUCUCAGCACAUUCGGUGCAGCAGGACGCUCACGUCCCAACAAGUGUUCGAUCGUGAAUCCAAGUACGGCGCACAUAAUUACCAUCCAAUUCCGGUGGCUGUGUGCAAAGCCGAGGGUGUUUUUAUGUGGGAUGUCGAGGGUAAACGGUACUUCGAUUUUCUCAGCGCUUACUCGGCAGUAAAUCAAGGCCACUGCCAUCCGAGAAUCUAUAAAGCGAUGAUCGAUCAAGCGAAGAAUUUGACUCUGACGUCCCGGGCAUUCUACUCUGACGUAUUGGGCGAAUUCGAAGAGUACAUCACGAAACUUUUUGAUUACGACAAAUGGUUGCCGAUGAAUACAGGCGUGGAGGGUGGCGAAACGGCGUGUAAGUUGGCGCGCAGAUGGGGAUACAGCGUCAAGGGAAUUCCGCAAAAUAAAGCUAAGAUAGUGUUCGCGGAAGGUAAUUUUUGGGGGCGAACCAUGAGCGCAAUCUCUUCCAGCACGGACCCGACUUGCUACAACGGCUUUGGGCCUUACAUGCCAGGCUUUGAAAUCGUUCCCUACGAUGAUCUCAAAGCUCUUCAGCAAACUCUCGCCGACCCGAACGUUUGUGCCUUCAUGGUAGAGCCUAUUCAGGGUGAAGCCGGCGUCGUAGUACCAAAGGACGGAUAUUUGAAAGGAAUUCGGGAACUUUGCUCCAAGCACAACGUCCUGUGGAUCGCGGACGAGGUGCAAACUGGUCUGGCGAGAACCGGAAAGCGACUCGCCGUCGAUCACGAGGCUGUAAAGCCGGACAUCUUGAUCCUCGGCAAGGCCCUGUCCGGAGGAUUCUAUCCGGUUUCCGGCGUGUUAGCCAACGAUCCUAUUAUGCUCACCAUCAAACCCGGCGAGCACGGUUCGACCUACGGCGGCAAUCCUCUCGGUUGCAGAAUCGCACUUGAGGCACUUCGCGUUUUGGAGGAGGAACGACUCGCUGAGAACGCGGAGCGACUCGGUCACGUACUCAGAAGCGAACUCAACAAGCUACCUAGAGAAGUGGUCACCUUGGUGAGAGGCAAGGGUCUCUUGAACGCGAUCGUUAUCAACGACAAGAUCGAUGCCAUGGACAUUUGCUUGAAAUUAAGGGAAAAUGGCCUCCUAGCGAAACCGACGCACGACCACAUCAUUCGCUUGGCGCCGCCGCUGGUUAUUACGAAAGACCAGAUUCACGAGUGCGCGAACAUAAUUUCUAAGACUAUACUAGGAUUAAAUUCGACAGCCACGCGUUGAAUAAAAAUUAUUAUAAUUAUAUUAUUAUGAAAAUUAUCAUAUUAUUAAUUAUAUCAGAUUGUGAAAAAAGACACACAUCCGUGGUAACGUUAAAAUGCUAUUAUUGAUACCGAUUUAUAUUUACAUGUAUUUUUUCUAAUAAAAGUAUAAAUCUCAACUUUAA
Messenger RNA from Odontomachus brunneus, 2089 nucleotides. RefSeq names its product ornithine aminotransferase, mitochondrial-like. Gene Ontology annotation, cellular component: cytoplasm. The transcript has 7 exons. Lineage: Eukaryota; Metazoa; Arthropoda; Insecta; Hymenoptera; Formicidae. The record is from RefSeq and is a predicted model, not a curated record. The coding region runs from base 613 to 1926 and encodes 437 amino acids. Gene Ontology annotation, molecular function: pyridoxal phosphate binding; L-ornithine transaminase activity; identical protein binding.